AUGGAAUUGAAGGGUGGUUUCUUCAACAAUUUCGAGAGAGGAAAGUAAGUAUACAUAGAUAAAUUUGGCCGCUGUCCGCAGAGAAAACAAACGAUACCAUAAUACCGUGACAAAGGUAGUUAGUAUUAUUUGCAUUGAUAUCUACCUGGAGUUAUGAAAACCGGGUUAGCAAACAUUUUGUAAUUUUUCGACACUUCCCCUGUUUAAUAGCUUGUUUACUCAGUUGUUUGCGUGCUUAUGUCGUUUGUUUUUGUUGUUUUGUGGUUAGGGAUUUGAGUAGAAGUGGAUGUGGACAGAAUUACUAUCUAACCCCCCCUAUUUUGUUUUUGUCCCUACCCACAAUUCUCAGUGCGCGCCUAAAGCUGGUUUCGGUGCCGUUUAGCAGUUUACUUUUAGAUAUUGGUCACCUUAAGAAACGUUUCGUCAUCAUGUAAAGAGCGUCAUGUAAAGUUCUGAGAUGGGACAAAGUUAUUACGAGUCUGCAUCGUCCGGUAUCAUAUUAUAUUCUCGUUUCAUUUGGCUAAACAUAUCAAUCACCCUAAACCGGGCUGAGACAGAAAGGUACGAUAUUGUUCGCUUUUCUUAGGUGACCAAUAAGUCUUUGGCCUCGGGAACAGGCUCUUAGGAGUCAAAUGAAUUAGGUGCAAGCAAAAUUGCAGGCGAACUUUAACCCGGGCCAAGACUACAUCCAGGAUCUUGAAUAAGACGAGUGUAAGAGAAAAGUUCGGAGGUAUUUAUUUGCCAAUAGGCUGAGUUUUUCCGAGUUAUUCGAUGAUAUUUCGCUCAUGUUGAACGUGGGAAGAUUGUGCGUGGUUGUGGAUAGUCUUAUCAGUGCCGCGAAAGUGUGUGAUUGUGUGAUUUCUGCAUGGUGUUGACAGGUAUGUGAUCGCGUGGUUGAACUGCGGUUUGGCCAAAAUAUUCUGUGCCAGCCAUUAAUAUUGUUUCGUCGGUGUUUAACUUAGCUGAUUGUACCUUGUAAUAGCAACUCUCGACUUUGGAUAAUUGGAUCUAGGUCUAGUUGUAGCGGGCUCUAAUGGCAUUGAACCAUAGGCCGAUUUUGGCAGAUAAGAAGUAGCCGGCGUAUCAGGCGCUUGGAAGAAGCGGGCGAAAGAGAGAACGGGCGCGCGCGAGGGAGACACGCAAGGGGCGAGGGAGCGCCCGCACGGAAGGCGCCCGAAAAUCGUUUCAACUCGCACUCUCUGAGUGCGGAUAUUUCCAAUUGGUCGAGAGGCUCCCGAGGGAAAAAUUAACCGCGCGGGGCGAGAAAACUGUCAAUCAAUAGUACAUGGACAAUGUAGUGAAGAUCUUGCAUUACACCACUGGGUCCUGAAACCACUAAGUUGUAUACAAUCGAAGUUCAGGUCUCGGAGGUCACUUCAUUCUGGUUUAAUGGGACUAUGUGGCUGUAAUCUCAAAGAAAAGGUGGAGUGUUCAAACGGUAUUCACGAUGGAAAGAAUUGACAUCGGAUACGCAUCAACAGAAGUGGCGAAAGACAAAAGAUUUGUCGAAUCGUUGCAAUGAAGAUCAGAGGAAAUAUUCUUUGCUCACGAGAACUUGGCGGCUUGUGUUGUCGAUGGAACGUAUACCAUCAAAACUUGGACAUGAUAAAGAUUGAUGAAAUGAAACACUUACCAGGGGCAUGAAUUUGAAAAAAACAUUUCACUAUUGUAUUAUUCGCCGUUCGGAGUCGACCUGAGGUCUGUUGUUUAUGUCUCAUUACUGCAGUAGAAAACAUGUCGGUACAGUUUGUGUUCUGAGGUUUAGGUCCGCUAGUAAGACAUGUCUGCUCCAAAAACGGCUGCCAGUUAGCGCAGUGAAAGCAAUAUGGUCAUUUUCCACGUACCCUGUGAUCGUUGGUGUCUGACCAGAACAAUAUUUUUAGUUUUUAUAAUACACAGCAUGCAUUCUUUAAAAGAUACCUAGUUUUGACUUUGUUAUUUCCUAUUUAUUGUGCCCAUGUGAAAAAAACGAUUUAAAGCUGUGUGUUAACCAUCAGUUUAUUGCUCCAUCGCUCUAUAAUCAGAUAACCCAACUGAUCUUUAUAACAGAUAUAUUUAGACCGAAGAUAAAAUGUACAACGCUUUUUGGCGGCUUGCUUUGUUUGUGCGAGGUCAGUCGUUUUCUGUCAAAACUUUUGACAGAUCACGCAACGGCUGCCAAGUAAUUAGAGAGGGGGCGGGAAACGAUUUUCGGGGGCCUUCCGUGCAGGCGCUUCCUCUCCCCUCGCGUGUCUCCUUCUCGCGCGCCCGUUUUUUCUUGGGCCCACUACUUCCAAGCGCCUGCUACGCAGGCUAGAUAAGAAGGUGAUAAUUUGUGCACUAUGUUUCAUUCAGUUUUUUGUCUAUUUCAUGCGAAAUCCUGUUGCUUAUCGUACCGCGAAAAAAGUUGUGUUUUGCUAACUGUUUAAGUUGUUAUGUAAGCCUUAACCAGGAACUCUUUCGCGGUUUGAAACUUCGCGAAGUCAGAUUACUGAAUAAAUGUUCUAAAAUUUGGACUCGUUGGAAUGCUUCUAGGGACCUUUAACUUACUGCCCGGCGUCAGAUAAAGGCUUUUAAUGGGCCUUCGAACGAGUUUUAUCGUUUUAAAAUGCCAACUAGUAGAAUGAGUUGAUAUUUUUGCUAACCCGGUUUUCAAAAAUCCAGGUAUAUUUAACAAUUAUUCCUCGAGCCCGAACGGACUAUUGACUGGGAGACCAUAAGGGCUAGAGGAAUAAUUUGUUUAGUAAAAUCCAACUAGUUGGUCAAAAAUUUCAAAAAUAAAAAAAUUUUAGCUAGUUAAAGCUAAACUUUUUACUCCUUUUUUUGCCGCCAAAACCCCGCGCUUUUCGCUACUGGUGGGCUAUGACAUAUAGCCUUAUUCUUGGGUUGCACGUGAAGUCACCAAAAAUCAAACUAAGAAACUAUUGAUUCUUCUGAGUUUCUACUUUCACAAGGUAUUACAGUACCUAAACACCUUUACAUCAACAAAUUUUGGUUCGAAAGGGUUCUUCGUUUUGCGAGAGAGGACGCUUGAAUUUCCAGGCUUUUGCGUGACGCGGCAUUUAGCUAGCGGCCGGGAAAGCUCUUAUGUGGGUUAAAAACAUUACCGAUUUUGGAAGAUUUUGCAAUCUAAACAUUCCUUGUCUCAGAAUAAAUAUUUCUGUAAUCUUUAUGAGUUCCGCAAGCGAAGAGUUCACGCAUUAGUAGGAAAACUCGAAAACAGAUGUUUCUGUUGGUAUCCGGCGGCCAUAUUGGUGUUCCUGAAAGGGACACCAACAUGGCGUUUCCAUACAAAGCUUUAUAAAUUUAGGUAAACCGUUUUUCCCAAUAUCUCGCAUUUGAAAUAUUUCACAGACCUGAUUCUUGGCAAGGGUUUUUGUAUUUUUAUCUUUUUUCAUUUCCCAGAUUCUAGUCCUUCUGUAUUGAAUGGUUUGCAUUUUCACCGGGCAUUUUCAUUUUUCAUUGCGUGACAGUGCAAGCCGAGAAUUGGUAGCUCAACCAAUCAGAACGCAGCAUUGAUAAUAGACCACUAGUUGGAUUUUACUGUUUUACACGUAACGGUUCGUCCGGGACCGAUAAGAAGGACACAAAAAUCAGCCCAAUGUUUCAUUUAGUGUCCCUUAAGACAGAAAGGUUGACCCAAGAAGUAGUAACCUUCAAAACUUCGCAAAGGGGAGGGGUGGGGGGUUCGGUGAUGUCAGAACAAUACAAUUCUUGUACAAGCCUACUAUUGUUAUCAAAUUUGAUUCAUAUUUACUUUGUUUUUAUUUUUUUUUUGUAAAUAUAGAUGGUUUUCCCGGUGACGUGAUCAAAUUGUAAAGUCAAAAUACGAAAAAUAAAUCCUUGUACAAGUUUCUAGUCCCGUAGCAUGUUUCAUUUCGAAAAUACAGCAAUUUGAACUUCGAAGUUUUCACAGUGCGUGACACCAAAAUAGGAAUGUUGUCUCGUUAAAAAAGUCUCUCCUCUUGAUUUUCAGCAGUAUAACCAAGUAUUAGAAGAUACGUUUAUGCGCACGUGUGCUAGUUCUCGAAGGAUAAGAAAGAGCUUUUAUAGAAACAGUGAACUCCAGAUAUUUUUGUUGAUUUCCGGCGGCCAUAUUAAUGUAGCAAAAACGGCGCACCAAUAUGGCGUCUCCAUACAAACCUCUACAAAGGUGCGUGAAACGUCUCGGCCAAUAACUCAGAAACUGUGGGCCACAAAGACCUGAGUCUUGGACGAAUUGUUUAUAUACUGUCUUCUAUAACAUUCAUUUCUUGACGUCUUCCACUGGACGGUUUCCGAUGUAUUUUUUUGUGCCGUGUUUAUUGCGUGACAGUGAAAACGAUCUAUAAGAUUUUUAGCCCGAUGGAAAAUUUUUUUCAUUUUAGGUGUGUUCUUAAAUCACCCAACCCCUCACUCAAAAGGUAAUGGAAGGCUCCUAAAGUUAAGUAUAGAUUUUCGGAUUUCUUUUUUAUGGCUUAAAGGUUACAGUUUUUAAAAAGUUUAUCACUUUUAUAUGGAAAUUUCAAUGGAAGCUUUGCUAACCUGGCUAAAUCUAUAUGUGAAGUGGUUUUUUUUUCACUGCAAUGCCCUUAGAUAUAAAUUCAAGUGUCGACCGAAACCUACUCUUGGCCUAAAAUUAAGUCGGGAGCAAAAGAGAAAUUAAUCCCAUCAAGGCGACAAAUACGUCCAACAUGUGUUCAAAACGUUGUUAUAGAGAUUAACAGCGCUUUCCAAAAGUUAGAACUGGCCGGGCGGACCAUUGCCAGACUGAGUCGUUUGGACGAUGAAAUAGGCUUUUUCCAAGAGUUUUUUUUUUCUGAAAAACUAUCUCCUUCGUGCCAGCUAUGUAGAGUUUAACCGAUCUGGCUGGAUAGGGUUGAUUAAAAAGAAAAUUCAGAUUACGACGGGAAUGGUCUGGCCGGUCACUUGGAAAGCCCCCUAAGAGUCACGUUUACGCCAAUUUGUAUCACGUGACCAAGCUUUUACCUUAAUUUUAGUUUACCGUUUAUUACAUCUACUCAAAAAUGAGUAGUUUCACGCCGGUUUUAUCUAUGAGAAUCGUUCUGGUCAGUUGAAUCUACUGCUUAUUUUUUAGUCUGAAAAAUUCUGAGCUUAAAUCUACCGUUUGCCGUUUGCCGUUUGUCGUAAACGACCGUAAGCUGUCUACUGAUGAAAUUUCCCGUUCCUGCUUCUCCUUGUUUUGAUCACUCGUUUUCGCCUUGCUUGCGAAAAUAGCCGUUCGUUUUCCUACUCGUUGUGGGAUUCUCUCCUCUAGUGUGAAUGCAGCUCUUUUGAACGAGAAUUUACCGAAAUCAGUCAUAGGUAUAAUCCUCAUAGUACACUUGUAUACAAUUUUCUCUUUUAAGAGGAUCUGAAUGGGGUUUAGUGUUUAGUGUUAUUUGCCCAUAAUAUUUAGUGUUUGCUGUUAAAUUGGCCAAUUUUUUAAUGUUUUCUGUUUCCGAAGGUUCUUCUGACAUCGUUGGCAAUGGUCGGACCUCUUCGUUAGUCUUCGGAAAUCUUCGACAGUAUUCGGGAAUCGUCAGUAGCCUUCGGAAAUCUUCUGAAAUAAUCCGGAAUUGUUGUAAAAUGGCCGAAAACUCCUUCACAUACUAAACAAAAUAAUAUUGGCCUUAUUGGAGCCGUUUUUGCGUCUUUCUGGGAAAAAUCUACUGUUUCAAAGAAUUUUUUAAAGUUAGCCUUAUAUUGCCUUAAAUUUAUCUGUUUCAUGUUACAAAGCCAAAAAAUGAAGUGUUUAGUGUUAUCGAUGUACCUCUAUUCAUACCCUCUUUUAAUAGUGAUAAAAAGCCUGUUUGGGGGAUGUCAUAAAAAGAAAUGUCAAUCUAAGGAUUAAAAGGCAUAAAUUAAGGAUUUGAACGAUUGAAUUAUUUAUUUAUUUUCUUUUUAUUUUCAGUACUGACAAGUUUAAGCUGAAUUCAGAAGAUGUUGGUGACGUUACAAAGAUAAAAAUUCGUAAAAAUAACAAAGGAAUUUUGUCCGACUGGAAUCUUGACAAGGUAAGAGCUACGACAACCAUUUUCCAAUUUGUACCUUCUGUUCUUAGACCAAAUAGUUGAAGUCAGAGACUCAAGAGGAAACUAGAGCCGCAAGAUGCAAAGUUCUGAACAAUUUUACGUCAUCUGUGUAAUCCAGAAGAAACAAAGAGUCAAACCUAUAUUAAGCAGACCUGCAUCAAGGGGUCAUCCUCUUUAAGGCGGUCACUUUCUUAAGUCCCGAAAAAUCAUUUCCAUUAACUGAAAAACUAGCCGAUAUUAAGCGGUCGCAGCUUUUCCCAGGUCCCUACGAGUUACUUCCUAUAGUCUUCAGCUCUAUUAAAUGGACAUUACAUGUGAAGACGUACCAUACAAGUGCAAUAGAUACACUUCAGAAGUAAUUAGUUGCUUAAAAAUAACAAAUGUUAUGAAUUUUAAACUACAUUAUCUUUAGCCUUCAGCGAGGGAUUAAGUUUUCAUGACAAAAUUAUUUGUUUGUUGUUGGAUACGCUUCUCUGCUCGGAGAGGAAUUCUUCCAGGUAUUACGAUUUUCCCCUCUCUUCAAAACCAACUUAUUCGAAUCAUUGACCUGGACAUAAUCCCUUUUUGGUUGGGCGCGUUAAGAAGGCCACAGGUUUAUCAGUUUUGUUAACUGCGGGGUCACCCCCUUGUUCUUGAUUACUAGUGCGUAUUAAGUUUGUAGUUUUAGAUUGCAGGGUUGAGGUAAUUACGAUGGUAUAAAUUAUUCAGUUAGAGUGAUGAUAAAAUUUUUGAUAUAAUUAUAAUACUUAUUUGCUAUUUGAUGCUUUGCGAUUUUUCUUGGGACUCUCUGUCGUUAAAUAAAAUUUGCAAAGUGCAAAGGAGCAUUUUUAUUAGUAUUAAUAAUAACAAAAAUGAGUUUAGAACAAUCAACAGUAAAUCCCGUCUAGACCAUUAUGUUGUACUCAGUUCAUCUGUAUUCAAUUAUGUAGUGUCUCGGUGCUUGAAGUCUAAUCUAUGAAACUGAAGUAACAGUAGGUUCGUUGUUCACAGGUUAAAGUAGAAGCACCCAACAGGAAAAAGUAUAAAUUCAUUUGCGACUGUGUCCUUAGCCAAGAGACCUCUCUAUUCAAAGAACUUUAUCCAGGUAUCGAAAGAAUUGCUGUUGAAUCCACUGAUCGAAUUUAUAUAACUGUCUACUGUUAGAUACUUAGUUUCUGCUCUCCUCAGUUUUUCUGUUACGUUAUUCAUAGUAAUUAUAAUAAAAUUAACGUCAACUGAACUGGGACUUCGAGCCUCAAGUGAGUGGUUUGAAUGCAACGCACUUAAAAACUAGGUGAGCCAUUAGCAACUUAUUAUUAAAAAGGAUAUCAUAGAAUUACCUUGGUACAUUUUAAUUAGCAAUUAAUGAAUGAGGCUGAUUGGGAUAUGAAGAAUUAAACAGAUCGAGGAGGGUGUUAUCUACUGAGGCCAAAGGCCGAGGUGGAUAACACUCUCCGAUUUAUCAUUCAUUCAAAAAUAAUUCCUAGUUUAAAAACAUAGCUGAAACAUACUUCGGCCUGCAUCGAUGUUAAGUUCAUCUUUAAUACUGUACGUUUAGACUGUGAAAGGUUUGAACCCAGGAGUCAUUUCAAAAGUAGGUUAAGUUUGAUCGUCCGGGUGAACGUAGUCCUGAAUAGGACUGUUGUUGUUGACAGUGACUGACGUUUCCACAACCUGUGCGGUGGUCAUCUUCAGAGUCAAAGUGAGUUGUAUCACGUCAGUUGAUGGUAUUAUACUCUGGUUAUUGAUCUGAUUGGUCAAUUACGUCGCAAUAUUAUUGGUCGUCUGUCAGUUAGGCCGUGAUGUUAUUGGCUAUGAAGACUCGUAAUCAGUAAUUGGUGCGUUUCGAUCCGUCUAUUGUCACAGUUAAACUGUCGUCUAUUGUUAGUCAAAUUGUCAGUUCUCUAGUCGCUCUAACCUGUGUCCUAGCAACAUACAGCGCAUUCCCAACAAAGAUCUAACUCCAUUUAUGCAGAAUCUUUCUCAACAACCCCAAAUUUGAGGAAGUGAAAGGAAGGCUCUGCUAGCAGAGCAGUGGCGUAUCCAGGGGAGGGGCCGGGGGACCCGCCCCCUUAUUUUUAGACCAAACUGAGGCCCAAAGAGCCGAAAAAAAUUUUUUGGAGACCGCUCCCCUCCGCUGUCUAAGGGUCUGGAUGACCAACCCCUUUAUCUCAAGGUCUGGAUCCGACACUGCAGAGUUUAUUUGUCUCUUCGAAAAAGAAAACUGUUCGUAUGAAUCAUGCGACGAACUAAAUUCACACUUAGAGUAUAGAGCGGUUUUCACUUGACUGUCGUAAAACCAAAACCAAAGUAAAUACAUUAGCCAACCAAAGGGCGUAGUAAAACCAAAACCAAGACCAAAACCAAUCCCUUUCGACUGUCAAGUGAAAACCGCUCUAUAUAUAAACACUAAAUGAUUUCAAGUUUUAUUCACCCAGUUAAAAUGAGCAAAUGUUCUUUUAUUAUGAGGCUUCCCGAAAGCUUUAGAGGCAGGUCAUAUAAGUGCCUCGUUUCCCUUUUUUUUUCCAGUUCAGGGUGGUGGUGGUGGUAUAUUCAAAAAGGCAGCUCACUGUUGGCCGUUUAACAGGGAAGUCGAUUUCAACAAAUCUCCUGAUUUAAGAGGAGGUUUUCCUGCCAUGUUGAAGGCAAGUGCCGGUCGGAUGUGAUAUUUGGAAUAAUAGCCUCAUGUUUAAGGUCCAUGUAAACGUCAAAUUUGGUAAUGUUUCUUUGUUAGGUUUUAUACAACGUGCGCACGCGCACGCGUCCUCGAAAGCGCCUGCGUAGCAAGGUACAAAUUUGGCGAAUACAUGUACGUCAAAUAUUAAAAAUGGUUCACCUGAAGAUUUAAAGAAAGAAACAGUGCUUUUUUUCCUUGUAGCUGAAGGGUUUUUUUUUUAAAGUUAGACAUCUUUUCAUUGGUGGGGGCCUUAGCCUACAACAUCCUUACCUCCCCUCAUUCUUUCCUUAAAAGGAUGAAAAAAGGUGCUCAAUACGGUCGUCGUUAAGCGCCCCAUUAUCGUCUCUGUUUGACAUCAGGAACGGGCGGACAGAAAUAACGUCAGGAUACGCAGUAAAACCGCUCUCUAUAAAUUAGGCAAGUGACUUGCUCGGAUACCGAUCUUGCUCAGAUACCGCAUGCUAUCUCAUGAGAGCUCCGACUGUAAUUGCUAGAUAGAAUUAACUUCCUUGGUGUGUUUUAUAUUCAGGACGGUGCUCGAAUAGCUGAUUCCGUAUCAAGAGGAAAAGUGGCCAGUACGUAUGAGAGGGGGAGCUGGAUUGAUCUCGGAGAUUUGACAGGUAAAACUGUCUCUUGUAUGCAUGAAGCUUGUCAUAUAAAUUUACUUUUAAUAUCUGUCGUUUUUCUUGUGCCUUUUUGUAAUUACAGUUUCCACAGAAAUUGUAACACUAUCUAGUCAUUUUGUAUCCGUAAUGUCCGCAGUAAGUUAGAAAACGCGAUAUUUCUGAUGGUCAGGUGCAAAUACUGUGAGAUUCAGUUCGUAAACAAGAAAAGUAUAUUACACUCUAGUCGUUGCAUUUAGGUCAUCACGCUCGUUUACAAGCCUCUAGUUCUAAUUCCUAAUCUGCAGUGUAUAUCUCACGUGUUUUAAUAAUAAUGUCACCAAAUGCACUCACUGUUCGUGUUUAAUGAAUUUUCUUCCAAAAAAAAAAACAACAACAAUCACCUGUUUUUAUAGUACUGCCUUUUUAUUUGCCUUUUGUAAUGUUUUUCCGAAGUCCUGUUUGUGAUAGGACUGAUCAUUCUCAUUUAGAAUAUGUUUUUUUCACUCAAUGGAUAGCAUUUUUUCGCGCGUUUUCAUUGACUCCCGUCACUCUUUUGGGUUAGGAGUUAAAAUGGCGUCUCGUUUUAGGAUAAAUAACAAUUAUUCAAUAGAAAACUUUUGAGGUAGCUAGUUUAGCUGAUUACCGAUUUCGUUAGAAAGAGGUGAGAAUGAUUUCUGUAUUUGAUCCAUUCAAAAAGGACUUUCAUUUAAUUAUUUACAAAAGGCAAAUCAAAAAGGCAAGACGUUAAAAACAAGUGAUUUGUAAACAAGAAACUUUUUCAAUUGUUUUUGAGCAUAUUAAACAGACAAAGCUAAAACAACUGAGAUAAUUGUGUUUUUUUCGGGAACAGACGAUUUUUGUGAAAUGUCUCAUUGAUUGCUGCCAACGAUUACAAUUUUCAGCGGGCAUUUGUGACCGAGAUGAAUCGUCAAUUUUCUUGCCGAUAAAUCAGAAAAAACACUUCCAAGGUGUUAGUUUAGCCGUUCAUUUUAGGAAGACAAUUUUAACUAUUUUUGAAGCAGUUGUAAAAUACACUGUAUUUGAAACCAUUCCGUAAAAAGGAAACAUUUCAUUUAAUUAUUUAUAAACGUGACUUCUCAGCUAAUGAAAUCCCUAAAAAAAUAUCAAAAAUAUCUUUAAACACUUUUUGCAAGUGACGCCUUAUACAAAGUAAAAUUACUUGUUUUUCAUAUUUAUUGAAAAGUUACAAAGGUCGAAUUGCUGUCGUCAGGGGUGGUGCAAAGCGCUAGAUAUAUACCUCAAUACGUUACGUCUGUAACGUCUCCAUCAGUAUUCGCCUUCCCUUUUGGGGGAUAGUUGUAUAAUAUUCGAUCGCCGGGCUUAACAUUUAUCAUCACAUUUCUUUACACAGCCAACUGUCCACAUUCCUGACGCCUAGCAGUGCUCAGAAUGUUUGUUACAUAAACCUAUGCUGAUAGUUCAAUGACCUUAGCUACCAUGAAUUCUUAGCGAUAGGGCGAUUGUCCAUACAGGUGCACUCCUGCUUAGAGAACUAGACCCGUCGGAUUUAUUUCCGUCGCUAGCAUCAAUAAUAAGCUAUAAUAGAAGACAAAAAAUUCUUACUCUGUUUUUUUCUUCUAAAAGGGAAGUGCAUAAGUGACCCCAGUUUUUGCAGAAAGGGAAUUACCAUGAUGUUCUGGGGAAGGAUUGAUGAGUCGGACAUUCUGAACAACCCGUCAGUACCUAAAGUGAUCAUCUCCAGUGGUGGAUCAGACAGCAGAUCCAAAGGAUUCUCCUUUUUCUACGAAGAAAAUAACUGGACGUUAAGAGUGGCAGAUGGUCCCCAAAUAUGGAUAACAAUCAUAUCUGGAAAUCAGAUUCCUUUUGGAAAAUGGUUUUCAUUUGCUUUUACUUGGAAGAAAGGUGCGUGUCAUGAUGAUGAGAGACAUUUAGAUUCGAGGAUGAUGACGACUAUGAGGUCGAAAUUUGACCUAAGAUUUUUUUACGCAUUCUAAGAAAAUAGACACUCUAGAAAGCUCCCUUUUUAACCAGAAAAGUUAACACGGUUAUUUUCAUUGAAGGAAGUUAAGCCCCCUCUCUUGAUUGCAAAAAAAUAAAACUUCGAACAUUUAAUAACUUGUUUCCGCCACGACGACAUUCUCGUUAAGACUUGUAGUAGAAUGGCAAUGGUGCUGCAGUUUCCCGCCAAAAUGUCGUUGGUUCACGCGCCAGCACUACUUAGUAUUGAGAAAAUCUCGUUUUCGUAGUCAUCCUCGUCUUAGAAUUUAAAGGUCUCUAUGAUCAUGUAAUAUCUUAAUGACCUUGACCUUCACAUAUGACUUUAAAUUUGUUUUAUAACAUAGCUAGAAUAUUCGCCAAACAUCGCGAGCCUGCUUCAUAUUCCUAUUAACUACGCUGGUGCUCAUAAAAAGACUGAGCAUUUAAAGCAGUUAAAACAACAACAAUAACUUUAUUUUAGCAAUGAAAUACAUAAAGCAUACACACUACCUACAUUUAGCAAAAGCUAUUCGAGGCAGGCAGUGUGAGGACGCUCCAUACAGGAACUGAUAUAUUUGUAUAGGUAAUAGCAUGAUUUGUAGUGAUAUUUGGCUUAAAUACCACGAGUGAUUAUUCAAAAUUGCUAUACGUAAUUUCACGAGUCGUUAGGCGAGUGAAAUUUGAGACGAUUUUGAAAUAUCACAAGUGGUAUUUAUGCCAAAUAUCACGUACAAAUCGUGCUAUUAUUUGUCUAUACUACUACCCACAAAAGACGGUUUGUAAUUUUCAAAUGUAGGUAUUUCAAAUUAAGCUGAAAUACCACUGCUCUAAGCCAAUCAAAUUGCAGAAAUUUCUCAUGUGGUAGUAUGAUAAGAGGAAUACAUUUUAAGAGGGAGGGAUUAAAGGGAUGCAGUAAUCUAAACUAGGUUUUGAAAGGGACACCAUUUGUCAGUAGAAGGUAUCUGAAAGGGGUACCUAUAUUGGUGAAACAUGCUAUAUAAAAGACUUAGGCGUUGGACCUUAGGGCACAGCCUUUCCGAAAAAAGCUUCGAUGAGUUCCAUCCGGGAUGUUGAAUACAUGUAGUAAAUGUUCAAGAGAACGAGGCAUAAUUAGCAUAUUUUUUACGUCCAAGAAAUCAUCCGGACAUCCAAUAUCAGUGUCAGCAUUUAAGGUAUAUUUUGUAAUUAUGAUCGGUUUGCUUUGUCUUUUAUAUUUCAGAAUCCGGAAUAAGAUAUUUCGUCAACGGAAUAGCGGGUUUAAAAAAAAGUGAGGUUAUCCAAGCGCCUGUUUGGCAUUUAGACGAGUUCAACGACUUUACGAUAAGUAAACCAAACAGCAACAACAGAAUGGAAGAGAUGCUACCCAUGAAAAUUGACCAGUUGGCUACAUGGGGUUUAGUGCUGAACGAAAGAACGAUAAAAGAGGCAUUUAAUGAGGGUAGGUUUUAUUUGAUGAAUCUCUAAAGCUAGUGAUUGGGGAAGAAGGAAAGAAAGGAAUCGUGUUUGACAGGACAACCGAGGCGCCACGCCCUCUUUACCAUAGAGAGCUUUAGAAUCGAUGACGAGAAUGACUACCAGUACGAGAUUCAACUUCAAAUUUUUUUUCGUGUAUUAUCAAAAAACAGGUUCCCCGGAAAGCCUCAUUGUUCUUUUGAUUCACCAAGAAAGCCGCUAGCACUGUUUUAUAUAUUAAAGGAGGUUAAGUCCUCUCCCGAUCACAAAAUGAUAAAAAUUCUAACAUUUGAUUACUCCUUUCGUCUACUACGACCCUCCCGCCAAAACUCGUAAAAGAAUGACGACCUCUAUUACGUUUUCCCGCCAAAAUAACGCUGGUUCUCGAGCGCGCACUACAUAGUAUUGAGAAAAUCUCGUUCUCGUAGUCGUUCUCGUCUUAGAAUCUAAAGGUCUCUAAUAUAAACUAACAUUUUAACAGUAAAGUCAGACGUCAACAUACAAAGGGCGCCAAUGGCAGUCGCUAUCAGUCCACUUAUGAGCUUAGUGUACGCACCCAAGCCAUGAUGUGAAUGAUGUGUGAAGGUUGGCAUACCACCGGGGUCUACGUCCGAGGUCUACGUUUUCAGACGGUGAUGUGGGUCUUUUUUACGCCCCACAAGAACCAGAGAUGUGUAAUUGUUGGACCCACGGUUUUUUUCAUCCUUAUCCGAGAAGACUAGAAAGUAUAUAAUUAACCGUUUGCAGAUGUCAUUACAAGGGCAGUCUUGCUUCUUAGUUAUUUAAAGACCCCGAGUGUUGAUCCGGCCGAGGUAGGUUCGACUUCAUAUUGAGAGUGAUCAUAUUUUUCUUCGGAGCCAACUGUGUCCUUACUGACUGCUGCCUGUUGUGGUGUGGGUAUUGUUGGUAUUUCGUUACUAAUUUGGUUAAGGUGGCUGAACACAGUUUUGGCAGUUUGUGAGUAUAUCUCAUUUGCCGAAUAAUGGCAAGAGAAAGGUUGCAGCUCACAAGCUGAAACUUGGCAAGUGAAAAAUAUACUGAUGAAAGAUUUUGAUUGACAGGUAACGAUUGAAUACAACCUUAAAAUUUCACUUUUGCUCAGUUUACAUAAAAUUCGCUCAUUAGAUUUUCCUAUAAACUUUUUUUUUUUUUUUUUUUUUGUUUUUAUUUAUUUAUUUUCUUUUUACAGGUAUAGUACAAACAACAUACAAAUCGAAACAUACAAACAUUACAAAAUUUACAACAACUACCUUAAUUACAAAAAAAAAAAAAAGAAAAUAGAAUAAAUAAAUAAAAAGCUACACUGCACUACACUACAAGGCUUACAUAACUUAUUCGACUUGAACUUAAAAUACAGAGUAAUACAGGGAGUAUUAGAAAAACGAAGUUUGGAUAACAGCUACUGUUGUAUUAAUGGGAGUAACGGCUUCCAUUUUUUAUCAUGGAAAUGGAUUUUGUUGUUUCUUUACGCGAUAAAACGUUCGGUUUGAAACGUUUGUUUAAAUUUAUCGACUAACAGUCUUACACAUAAACAGCCCUUAUUUAACUUACAGCGGUAAAUAAAAUAUUUGCUUUCAAGAAUGAUGUAAUUGACUAGAAUGCUUAUAUUAUCUGUAUCUAAGAUCCCAAAAAGGACAUUCAUGAUAUCAAACCUAAUAGUUAUAUUAAAAGAAUCAAGUACAGACUUUAAAUCAUUCCAAAACAUGCUUACUUUUGUACAAUGGAAAAAGAGAUGUUCUAUGGUCUCCAACUCCUUUUCACAAAAAAUCGCACAAGGGAGAAUCUACUUUUUGAACUUAAACAGCAUCUUGUUCGUGUAUAAGAUCCUGUUUAAUAUUUUAUAUUGGAAUUCUCUUAAUUUAGUAUCCAAUGUUGUUUUGAAGGGCAGUAGAUAUAUCUUUUCCCAGUCCAACUGAAAUGUGUGUGUGCUGAAAGCCUCGUUAUAUUUCUUUUGCGCUGUUGGUAUACUGGAUAUCUUAGAAACAAAACUGUCAUAUAAUGACUUUGAUUUAAGAUUUUGGAAAUUGACUUUUUUCCCUUCAAUACGUAACUUGAAAUCAGUUUGGAUUAGAUCAUGAGUUUUUGAAGAGAUAGAGUUUUUAUUUGUUUUUAAUAUUUUGCGCCAUUCUUCCGGAAAAGCAUUGAAGAGACUGAAAAGUAGAAAAUGUUCAACUGGUGAAAGAGUUGAAUAUAAUGGUUCCUUGUUCGACUUGAAACCUCCCCACGUGUCGUAGAGGUCUCCAAUUUUUACAAUUCCAAGAUCAAUCAGCCUACUGUUAUAGACUGACUUUGAUUCAAUGCAAAUGAACUGGUUGUUCCAUAUGACCUCAUUUGCUAUUUCAGAGGAUGAGGAGGGGUUGUCUUCAUUUAAAAGGGUCCACGCCACAAUGCAUUCUUUGUAAAAUUCUGGAAGAGUUACCGGUAGUUUAGUUAAAAUUGCAAUGAAACAAGAAUUUUCCCCCUACUUUCUUAAGAUAAAAAUUCAGAAAAAACUUCCAGCCAGCGGGAUCCAUGGAGAGAUAUCUCUUAAUACAAAUUAUUCUUUGGGCAGAGAUCAUUGACUCAAUGUUGGGCAUUUUCAAGCCUCCUUUAUCAAUAGGGUUAAUAAAAGCUCUGCGCUUUACUUUAUCUUUUCCCUUCCAAACAAAGGAAUAUAGCAAAGUAUUUAUUUUUUUGAUAAACUCUUCUUUAUUUGAAAUGAGAACAACCCUGUAUAAAAUCUUUGGUAUGGCGAAAGACUUGAUCACUUGAAUUUUUCCAAGUAGUGUAAGACCUCUCCAUCUCCAGCCCUUCAGCAAUCCUCUCAGAGAUUUCUCGAUUGAUUCAAAGUUAAGCUUAUAAAACAGUGCGUGAUUAAAGGUGAAAUGAACCCCUAGGAUCUUUAUGGCCUUACUUAUUUCAUUAACACCUAGUUCUGAGCUGUUUACUUCCAUAUUUCCUAGUAGAAGAAUUUCCGUUUUGUCGUGAUUGACCUUCAAUCCGGAGUAUGUACUAAACAGAUCGAUAGUAUCAAAGAGGGUGCGAUGCGAAAAUUUGUCCCUAACAAAUGAUGUCAUAUCAUCAGCGAAUAUAACUAAUUUGAUUUCGGAACCAUCCACCUCAAUACCCUUAAUUUGAUCGUUAUUACGUAUGGAUAAUGCCAAUAAUUCAAGUACUAUUAUGAAAAGAGAUGGCGAGAGUGGGUCGCCCUGGCGAACACCCCGUUUAACAUUGAAAGAGGGGGUGGAAAAACCAUUAUUGAAAACACAACGUGAUAUAUUAUUAUAAAACGUCUUUUCCUAUAAACUUGCACACAGCUUACUAUAAGUAAUCAUUACCAUUUGAAACUUAUUUGACCAAACUUUAACAGACGGGUUUCUAGAUAAUCAAUAAUAUAGUUGUACUGUAAUUAUUAAAUGUGUCACAAAAUUCGUCUGUUCAAAUUCCAUUUUUACGUUCUCAUUAUUCAAAAUACGAUAAAAGUAAAAGUUCUGCCAAAUAUUACAAAAUUUUAACGAGUAGAUUUUGAGAAAUCAUCUUCUUUGUACCACUGCUUUUUUUGCCGCCAUGUUUGUUUGUGUAAUUUAAAACACACGCCGUCAAGCGAGUUACUGCUGACCGCCCGCAAAACUGUGUUCAGCCACCUUAAAGGGGUAUGUUGCGAGGAUAUAAUUGCCGUUUUAGCUCAAUUCUUGGUGUGCUAACGUCGUUACUUAGGGCCUUGGUCCCGUACAAAAAAUGCUCCUGUGGAGAUAUGAAAGGAUAUCAAAUAUAUUUCAUUAGGGAUUAAUAACCCGAGAACGAUUGUUUGGAUAUUUUUGCAGGCAUAACAUUAAAACUUGAAAAAUGCUGGUUCAACUAUUAAGUUUCAAUUCAUUGCCAUCUUCGUCAUCCGUUAAAACAUACGAGAGGAAACAUUUUCAAUACCUAAAGAUAGUCUUAAGAAACAAAACUGGGCCAUUAUGUUUGGAAUUCAAUUGACGCAAAGACAAGUUUUAGCUUUUUAAAAAGAUAACAAAUAGCGUGAAGUAAGGGAGACUCAAACGCGACAUGGCCAGAUCACGGAAAACAAGACCUAAAAAUAACAACAAAGUAUGAAUAAAGCUUUCUGAAGCCAUUUUAAGCAUUUAGGGUGAUUGCUGGAAAAAAUUUAUCUGUUCCUCACCCCCAGCAAGACUAAUGGAAGAAUUGCCAGCCAGCAAGGUGCACCUACAACCUGCAACCUGACUUACUGGGAAUUUUCCCAGCAGACGUAUGUCCAGACAUUACUGGCUAGUUUAGGUGUGGUCAUAGGGCAAACUUCAGCCCUUCAGUGAAGGGGGAGGAGGCGGGGGAAGGCGGCCCCGCUAGAAAAUUGGGUAUGGCCUGAAGGCGAAAUUCACUGACUUCAUUGGGGAGCGGGAAGGGGAAGAGGUUUCUGACACUGAAUAGCACAUACCAGCUAUUAUAGACACUACACACCAAAUCCCCUCAAAACACCCUGAAGUGUCUAUUCCUGGCAACACUUUCCUUCCAAGGACAAAUUGUUUUUCCCAAACCUCCCAGCCAGCGACGAAUUGGCUGAAGAACAGAUAUUUCGAGGAACAGAUCCAUUGGGUGCCCCUGCGGACGUCCUCCAGAAGGCCCCGUCCAAACGAAUCCGGAUGUUUUGAACCCGCCUAUUAUUUAUACGUUUAGGCCGCGGAUGAAGGAGUGGAUUUACUGGUUCUGGCCGGAGAGAAGGACAGUUCGAUUCGUGCCUAAUAGUGGUCAGGUCCCUUUCAUUAUCAUUUGAUUCGCUUGGCGAAUUUUUCUUUGGUCACAAUUCGUGUUGACUGGGUCUUCUGGAGGACGUCAACGCGCAAUGUUGAAUAUUUCUCUUUCUUACGCUGCCCCUAAGAAUUAAACUCAGGAAAAGACAUCCUCGGAAACGCAGGGGCAGUCAGUCGGGUCGGGAGAAACGGCGCGGCGAAAGUUUUUCUUCAUUUGAAAGAUUAAGCCAUGAUUUCUAAUAAUGAUUACUAUAAACUUUAAAAUAAAACGAUGCCAUUAUCUUAACAGUGUUUUUACUGCCGUCGUCAUCUUUGUUGCUUAAGGUGUCUAUCAUGAAACAACGCCAUUGAUUGUUAUUUGACCGACAGGUGGUGGAGUCCCGCUAAGAGAAGGAGUGGCAGCUAAUUUGCAAGGUGAGCAUGCGCUUGUCAAUUAAGUGCCUAGUUGGUGUGUAAACAUUGUGUAAAAUCCACCUUCACUCAGGCCAGAUCCUUGUGACCCCCGGUUAUUAGCUUUAACCAGCUGCCAGAGCUGGUUAAAAAUUUCUUUGAAAGUAGUUUUUCCGGUUGACUAGCAAAACUGAGUUGAACUGUACAUCAUCAUCAUCAUCAUCAUCAUCAUCAUCAUCAUAACAAUAAUAUAUGUUCAAUAGUACGUUAUUGCAAACCGAAAUAUUUAUUAUUUUAUUGUUUGCUCAGCGGGCGGGCAAGAUGAGGCACCAAAUCCUGUGUUUUGAAUGGCUACCCGAGCGGGCAAUACAUGGUUGGCCAUAUAACCUAACUUUUACUGACCAAGGCUUGUUCAGUCAAGGUAGCUGAAUUAUAGACUCUUUCUUUUUUGGCACCACGACUUCAUCUCGAUCAAUAAAAAGUGAAUGAAAGAACUUGGCAAAUAUCAAACCGUUUUGAAAUUACGUUUGGUCAAUAACGCAUAUAUGUAAACAAAGAGACAUGAAGAGAUAUAAAAAAGAAAAAAAAUGUCUUCAAAAAUAGCGUUAGUGAUCGACAUCUCCUCAAAAAGGAAAUAAAAGUUUUUUAUCCCACAAACACUUAUACCUGGAUUUUUGAAAACCGGGUUGGCAAAAAUAACAACUCAUUAUACUACUUGGCAAUUUAAAACAAUAAAGCUCAUUAGGCCGAUUAAAAGCCUUUAUCUGACGCCGGGCAGUAAGUUAAUGGCCCCCUAGAAACAUUGCAACGAGUCCUCAUUUAAAAUGACGCCAAUUUUAGAACAUUUAUUUAGUAAUCUGACUUCGUGAAGUUUCAAAUGGGUGAAUUCCAACGAAAGAGUGCCUGGUUAAGGCUUACAUAACAACUGAAAUAGUCAGCAAAACACUACUUUUUUCUCGGUCCGAUAAACGACAGCAUUUCGCGUGGAAUAGUUAACAAACUGAAUUAAACAUAGUACACAAAUUAUCACCUUCUUGUCUGGAAAAACUGGUCUAUGGUUCGAUGCCAUUAGCCCGCUGAAACUAGACCUAGACCCAAUUUUCCUGAUUCGAGAGUUGCUUUUUGAAGGUACAAUCAGCAAAGCUAAACACCAACGAAACGCUUUUAUGACUGGCACAGAAUAUUUUGGCGAAACCGCAGUUCAACCACGCGAUCAGAUACCUAUCAACACCAUGCGGAAAUAAAGAUCUGUGAGACGGUUAACCAUUUCAAAGCCUCAUAAAAAAUAAAAUAAAAAUGGCGGAAAUAUAAAGUUUAUGAUGUUAAAACAGAGAACGUGUGUAGUUUAGAAAAUGGACUUUUUAAGCCGAAAAUUGUUCUUUUCCUUUUGGACAACAAACUAUUUGGUGGUUUACCGUGACAUAAAAAUUAAUCUAUGUUGACAUUUUUCAUCUUGGAAAAUGGUUAACCGUCCGUUAAGCCGUGAAAGAUCAAAUAACAGAAAGCUUUAGCAAAACGUAGAAAAACUAGACUGUACUAGCAAAGGUAUACCUCCAUCGAAAGACCCAAAAUUGGCCUUUCACAUAGCAAUAAUUUGCAAUAAAACUAAUUAGAAGUUGACCGUCAUAAUGAUAGCACGUGCGAAAUAACACGUGAUACGUGGCUGUGUAACCGAAUCUUGAAAAUUUACUUUGGUUAACCACUCCAGUGUACCGAUUCGGCAAGAUCUACACUGCAAGAACAAGUUCUGAGAAACAUUUUCCACAAGGCGGCACAUUUACUUGUUCUUCUUCUCUUAUAAGGUGGAAGAACGUAAAUAAUUUAUCUGUGACACUUAAGCUGGGUCACUUGCCAAUGAUUCUUCUUUUCUUUUCUUCCAAUGUUGUUAAGGAAUAGGUUUUUGAACAUUGUAUGUGGGGGUCAAUAAGAUCAUUGACCCAGGUUGCGAUGUCAUAGGGGCGUACUGACUUUAAAUAACUGUCACUUGUGUUUAAGAGAGAAUUGCGGGUAGGGACGAAAAAAGGCCGAAAAAUUGGGAGUGGGGAGGGAGGGGGGGAGAUAGUAAUUCUGUCUACAUCUACUUCUACACAAAUCCCUAACUACAAAACAAGCCCCCCCCCGGAAAAAAAGUACAAAGCAAACAACAUAGUAAACAAGCUAUUAGACAGGGGAAGUUGAGAAAAAUUACAAAAUGUUUGCUAACCCGGUUUUCAUAACUCCCAGUAUACUUACACAGGAAAAUGUUUACAUGUUUCCUCAUAUUCUUGUGAUCCGGGUGUGUAAAAUAAUUCGGUUACUUUUUCCACAACAGCGUGUAAUACCAACCCAUGCAGAAAUGGAGGAACAUGUAAAAUUGACGCUGAUGAACCCAGCAGUUACCGUUGUGUUUGUCCAUGGCGAUAUACAGGACUCCACUGUGAAAGUAAGAGCAAAACGGAAUAAUCAAACUCGUUUGAGUUAUUUAGAUGGAAUCCGUCAGGAAAUUGAGUUAUUUUAAUUUUCAGUGGACGAAAACCUUGGACCAGAAUAAUUUAAAGAAUAUUGCAUACUGUUUUUACAUUUUUCAAGAGCUAAAGAUGUUAUUAGUUAUCUGCAAUAACACCAAAAAAAAUCUCUUAUGGCAGCCCGAGAAAAUGAAUGUCAAACAGUUUACAAAAUUACAUCUUACACAUGAAAUUUUCAGAAUUGUUCCUGUGUUUUCACAACUGUUGUGAAAUUUGAUUAUUCUGGUACAAGUUUUUUGUCCACUGAAAAUUAAAAUUACUCAGUUUCCUGGUGGAUUCCGUCUUAUUUAUCUAUGUGUAAUUUUGUAAAGCAGAGUUUGUUUCCUCGCCCGUUGCGUACUAUCCACUAAAACAUCGAAUAGGAUGUUAAUAAUCUCCUGACCAUUGUUCAAGGACCUUGUUCAUUGAGCGAAUUGAGCCAUUUCUGAACAUGACUAUUCGUUAGUCAAUCAUUUGUUAUUACAAUUUCUAGAUUUGCAAUCAUAAGCUAUUAGUUUAUGUUUGUUUUUAAUGUUUUCGUUUUAUCUUCCCUUUUACAGUCGAGGAAGAAGUGCCUAUGACAAGUAAGUAAGACUGUGUUGUAGUUAAUACAUGUAGCUUUUACCUAUACCAUUUAGUCAAUUGUCCGCUCUCUGAAUGGGAUUGAUUUGAACGUUUUCACUUUUGGUACACUGUAUUGAGGACCAUGCUCAAACGAGAAUCAUGAAAGCCGAGAUGUGACCCUUGGGAGUGGGAAGUGCCAUAAAUUUUCGUGUCUUCCUACCUUCCUUUCCUUCCUAUCGCUCUAGCUCUUAAUCUGUUCUCAUUCCAGGCACGUGUAGACACUAAAAUUUAGUCGAAAAACAGGCAUAUCGGCUUUGUUGUUGUUUUUUCUCUCUGAAAGUCCGGGUGGCCAUCUGAUUUACCACCAAAACGUGCGGAUUACAGGAGGGGCGGGGGAGGGAGGGUGGACGUAGGUACCUACAGAUGAUUUUGUCAGAAUCGAAAUUUCUUUGACGCAUAGAUAAGCAAAUUUUCUUAUCCACGGGGCUCCACCGCUACGCUCACAAAAGCUCCGCUAUGAAAAAUAUUGACAUUGGCAUUGCAAAAAUGUUUCUAAGGCUAAGGAUUCCUAAAGCAAAGUUAAGCAUUUAUUAAUGUGCAGCAUAUUUUCAUUUCAGCCCCCACCGCCACGCCAACAUCAACCCAACGCACUAGUGCCCCUACUGGCACCUCAGCAGGUACCAAGACAAUACCCACUACUAAAACUGGUGCUCCUACAACCGCUACGGAGCCCAGAUCUACUCCCACUGCCACGCCAACAUCAACGCAACGCACCAGUGCCCCUACUGGCACCUCAGCAGGUACCAAGACAAUACCCACUACUCAAACUGGUGCUCCUACCACUGGUACGAAGCCCAGAUCUAUGCCCACCGCCACGCCAACAUCAACGCAACGCACCAGUGCCCCUACUGGCACCUCAGCAGGUACCAAGACAAUGCCCACUACUCAAACUGGUGCUCCUACCACUGGUACAGGGCCCAGAUCUAUGCCCACCGCCACGCCAACAUCAACGCAACGCACCAGUGCCCCUACUGGCACCUCAGCAGGUACCAAGACAAUGCCCACUACUAAAACUGGUGCUCCUACCACUGGUACAGAGCCCAGAUCUACGCCUACCGCCACGCCAACGUCAACGCAACGCACCAGUGCCCCUACUGGCACCUCAGCAGGUACCAAGACAAUGCCCACUACUAAAACUGGUGCUCCUACCACUGGUACGGAGCCCAGAUCUACGCCCACCGCCACUCCAACAUCAACGCAACGCACCAGUGCCCCUACUGGCACCUCAGCAGGUACCAAAACAAUGCCCACUACUAAAACUGGUGCUCCUACCACUGGUACGAAACCCAGAUCUACGCCCACCGCCACGCCAACAUCAACGCAACGCACCAGUGCCCCUACUGGCACCUCAGCAGGUACCAAGACAAUACCCACUACUCAAACUGGUGCUCCUACCACUGGUACAGGGCCCAGAUCUACGCCCACCGCCACGCCAACAUCAACGCAACGCACCAGUGCCCCUACUGGUACCUCAGCAGGUACCAAGACAAUACCCACUACUCAAACUGGUGCUCCUACCACUGGUACAGGGCCCAGAUCUAUGCCCACCGCCACGCCAACAUCAACGCAACGCACCAGUGCCCCUACUGGCACCUCAGCAGGUACCAAGACAAUGCCCACUACUCAAACUGGUGCUCCUACCACUGGUACAGGGCCCAGAUCUACGCCCACCGCCACUCCAACAUCAACGCAACGCACCAGUGCCCCUACUGGCACCUCAGCAGGUACCAAGACAAUGCCCACUACUAAAACUGGUGCUCCUACCACUGGUACAGGGCCCAGAUCUACGCCCACCGCGACGCCAACAUCAACACCACGCACAAGUGGACCUGCUGGCACCUCUGGAGUUCCUGCAGCCCCUGUUCCUGGUAAAGUAAAAUUUCGACUGAAAAAAUGUCAUGAACAAUACAUAAGGAAAUAUACACCAUUUUUUUCCACGAAGGUCUCACAAAGACAGUGUUCAUUGCCCAUCUCAGCCAACACUAUCUUCCGAAAGAAAGUUUCGACGUUAAGUGUAUUAUACGAAAAAAAAAAGAGCGCGUAGAAUUACUUAUUGUGGUACUUGAUCAUAAAUCGUGGCAGGUCUUUUAUGUUUUUAAUCCGAUAUACUUUAACAGGCUGUAAUUCAUGCUACUUUUUAUGACCUUCUGAAUUUCGAAUUGAUGUGAACAUCGAUCAAUAACACCCUUACCAAGGACUAUGCUCCGUUAUUUAGUAUUUUCGUGGGUUGGCUAAAACUAACUUUGGAGAAUUUAAGUGAGCUACAUAGGGAUCCCUUCAUAUACUACGUCACCUUCCAUAAAAGUGAGGUCUCUCCACCCCUAGGAAUAGUUUAGUACAGUGUUCUUUGUUUCCCUAAGCCCAUCUGGCGGGGACAUUGAUGAAGCGGGGAAUGCACCGGGUCCGGAACGUAAAAUCAGAAGUAUUGUUUCCUGGCGGGUGCUGUUUUGGCGCGUAUGUAAUUUGAAGAGAACAGAGAUUGGCAAUUUGAUUGAGCGUAUAGUAUCUAUUGCGGGGAAAGGUGUCGGUUACAGGGAGUAUUUUUUAGAUUUAAUUAAGUUAGCUUAUUGAUUUACUUUGAUUGGAUUAUACUAAGUAAGUAAAAUCCACCUGUCGUUAUCAGAAUUCUUAAAUUCCGGUUCAUAAUCCUUUACGAUUUGUUCCAGUUAACAUAAAAAUGGAAGUAAUCAUAAGAAUCAAUGGAUUCCGACAUAAUCACGGGUGUACCGAUGUGGAUAACUCAGAGAAACUAUCCCAGAUAGCAGACCAGUGGGCAAAGAAAAUCGCUGCAGCAGGAACAGAAAAGAUCGAUCCCACUUCCCCAUAUGGACAGUUGGUUUGUAGCCACAGCAGCGGAAGCAACAUUGCAAAGGCAUGCGUGGUAAAGUGGUAUGGUGCCGUCCAAUAUUUUGACUGGGCUGAGCCUAAGUUGACACCAAAAUCAUCGCCAUUCACUCAGCUGGUUUGGAAAAAGAACACAGAAGCUGGAGUUGGGUUCGCCAAGGGAGGAGGCAUCAAAAGGAACAAUGUCGGUGGCAAAUAUUACGUUGUUGUGUUAUUUAAUCCUGGACAGGAUGCGAAAGAGAAUAUUAAGGAAAACGUUCUUCCAGCAACAGGUAAGUUGGCAAAUAGUGAUGAAUCCCAGACUUUUACAUUUUAGCCCUUUUAUGUCUGUUUAAUUCAGUGCAAAUCUUCUGCUGCUAACAAUUUCUAUAGCCUCUAUAAACAACAUUUAGUUCAAUUCUAUCUAUAGCUGUGUUUACUUGCAAAGUUUUUAAUUGCCUACAAUUUCUAACGCCCCCACGGCCACGUUCAGAGUUUUAAUGCCAUAUUAACUCUUACGUUGGAACUGGAACUGAACUUGUAAGGAACCAAGAUAAUUUUAGUACAGUAAUAACUCAUAGCGAAACACAGCGAAGAAAACGAUUUCGCGCACGAAUUUGUACCAGCGACCUCGCUCUCUAAGUCAAAGCACCACCAAAACAAUCGAAAUGCUCUUCCAUCGAUGAGGCAUAAAAUUGACAUGAAAUUCAAUGCUGAACUUGUAUGGGUCUCCAGGUCAAAUUAUUCUUUUAGUUCAGAAAAAAGGAACGAUAAACCACCAGAGAUUUCAAACUAAGAAAAGCAGUACCUAAUAGUCAGCUAUUUGAGGCUGAAGCACUUGACAUACGACCUCUCCUGCACAAAUAAGAACCUGAGCGUUUAGAUAUAAAUUAAUGGUUAUUAUCAUUUUCAAAUGUGUCCGUGAGGCUUAAACUUUCAUUUAUUUUUAGGAAUAUCUGAACCUGCGCCACAAGGUACGUGUUUAUAUCGACUGAAAUUGGUAUAUUGGUAUUAAGGAGCUUAUUUCCCUUUGCUAGACGGGUCAUUUCUAUCUUUAACAGCUGAUUUCACCUUUGGUAAACAAACCUUUAGUCGUGAAAAACGUACUUAAUCCUAAAUUAAGUAUAAAUACAGCAAAAAUAGCAACAACAACAACAACACGUGCAACAAGCGAAAUACAGAAGCUGAAAAAAGUAAGAGUUCUUAUUAGUCUUAAAAAUAUUGAAAAUUAAGCCCAAGUUGGAUUUACGUUGAAAUUUAGGGAAAGCGAACGUUAGGGCCACGUGCUACACAUAUAUCAGGUUUGGAAGACAGUUUUAUAUAUUGCGUACUCAAUUUUUUUUCCAAUUUAUGGCGGUAUGGUGUGAAAGUUUACCGCUGCGGGUUAAGAGACUAACAUACGAAAGGCCCGAUUCGAUUUUGGGUAGUGAACUUAUUUGUUAUUAUUAGAAGAUUGUCGUCUUAAUUUAUCUUUCUGGGAAACUGUCCACCUACACCUCCCCUAAGCCAUCAUUUUACCCACAGUGAGAAGUAAGUGUUAAUGGUAGCUUAGGGGAGGGGUAGGUGGGCAGUUUCCCAGAAGCCCAAAUUGAUUCAGAUUGUCUAUUAUAUAACAGGUCAAAAAUUUAUAACUGACAAGGUCCAUUUACUACAAUGUGUGUAUUGUUUUUAAAUGAUUCCGUAUAAUAUGGAACCCAUUAAAGUACAAAAAAGAUUCGUUAGAAAAGCACGUCUAAACAGAUUUCAAAAACUCUUUUAGAGUUGAGUGCUUACUGCACGGUGAUCACAUUGAAGGAGAAUGGACUAUUCCACGGUUGUUUUAAGUUUUGACGUGGACAAGUUGGUGAAAAUCCGUCGACUCGCCUGGGAGCUGGGAGUAGGGCCUUUUUAAAAAGUUAGUAAAAUUGCCAAGUUUAAGGGUGAUUUGCUGAAAACUACAUCAAAGAUAAAGAUCCUUAAAAGUCAAGAGAUUUUACAAACGUUUGUAUUGUUUGGGUACCAACUUGCCCUCCACCUUCCGUCUCCCCCCCCCCCAAUACAAACGUCUGUAAACUUUCACAACAUUGCAGAGCUACAUCUUUGCUUGUUUAAGGCGUUUCACUUUCAAACUUGGCAAUUUCACUAAGGCAAUAUUUCCUAUGGUGUCAAUGGAUUUUUCCUAACUGGUCUAUGUCAAAGAAAUUAAAAAAAUAUACGUGGAACGGUAUAUUGUCUAAAGGUAAACCUUCGUGUAUUCUAAACUAAGCUGGAAUUAGUUCAUCGAUGCACAAAUUAUAAUUUUAUCGACAAAAAAAUACGUUAAUACAUUCAAAAAGGCAUGUGUAAAGUUCAAUAAAUAAAUUCUGAGCAAUUUCUCUCAAAUGACCGAUGUGAAAGCGUGUCCCAACCGACCGCUUUGUUCCUACCCAUUUGACCAGUUUUCAUUUUGUAGUAAAUGAAUACAUAAUAAUGUACAAAAAGCAAUCCAUUCUUGGAGGAUUUCAACUGAUAAAAGCUUGCAUUAAGCUAGAACUGUAUAGGACAGUCAAAAUAUCUUUCUAGCUAAACAACACAAGGUACUAUUCUAAAGAAAUAAGUAGUUGAUAUUUUAAACUACGGAUAAAGAUGUGAAAGUGAACGUGAUUCUCUCAGUUGAAUGAACAAAGUAAGCGGUUGAAGAAGAAUCUGAAAAAGAUCAGGCUUGACCGGGAAUCGAAUCCCGACCUUUGCGAUUGCCGGACGCAACGCUCAUCGUUAAGGUCAGGGUUUCUAUUCCCGGUCAUGCUUAAAACUUUUCAGGUUCGUUUUCAAUCGCCGCUCAGGUUGUUUAUUCAUCAACGAGGAUCAUGUUCACUUUCGUACCUUUUUCUGUAAUGAUCGCCUCCCUCCAGAAAUGAAGAACAUGUUACAGCAAGCGAAAUCUCACAACUAAAGAAUUGGUGUUUUCCUUUCUUUUCGUCUUUUUUUUUUCAAGCCACCUGUCCUGAAGGUUACGCUAAACUCCCACAGAGCAGUAGAUCCUGCUUCUCUCUUAAAACCACACCACUCAACUGGGAAGACGCUCUGUACGGCUGUGCUCUUGAUAAUGGGACACUGGCGUCUUUACAAAGCAAAGAGGAAUCAGAUUUGGUUCUUAACUUGAUGACAGGUAACAGCCCAUAGUGGAUACCUUUUAAGUAAACUUUUGCGAGACUUAAUUGUUAAGUAACGUUGAUUCAGUUUCGAUUUUUUUCAAUACUUAAAGAAUCAAAAGUACCUGAAGCGUGGAUUGGACUACAUGAUCCUGCAAAGGAGGGUCGCUACGUGUGGGUCGAUGGGUCCUCAAUUCCAUUCUCAGAGUGGCUGGAAGAAGAACCUAAUGGCGGCAGGUCGGAGAACUGCAUCGUACAUACCAAACAAAAUUACUUCGGUGGCUGGGCUGACAAAAAUUGUCUGGAAGCGAAGGCUUUCGUAUGCGAAGUGUCUGUACCUGGUAAAUACACACCUUGAAUCAUUUUUUAGUAUCUUGACUUGCACAUUUCAUCUCUUUUUUGUUAUGAAAUCAUCCUGAUCAUUACCAUCAUCAUGACCAUUUUUCUCAAUCAUCAUCGUCAUCAUCAUCAUCAUCAUCAUCAUCAUUAUCAUCACCUCAGAAUUUCAUUGCCUCGAUCUUUCCUAUAAAAGACUUUUCGUAAACUUUUUUAGAAUUGUAGAAAUAAGCAAAUAUGAUUUAUUUUGCAGGGUACAUCACUUAUAAGUUUACUUUCAAUUUAACUGAGCCGCGUUCCCAGAACUACCAAUCUAACCAAUAUCCCGCGUCACUUUACCCUGGAGUUUAUACGGCCUGUACACCUUAUGUGCAAAGUGGCAACGACUUACUCAGAGACACAGUAAGUAUUGUUUUUGCCUUUUUUGGUUUGCUGCUUCACGUCGUGGGCAGAGGCAGUUUGUUAUAGUUUAAGGAAGCCAAUCGUCAAAGUGGUAUUUUGGAGUACCCUAGGAAUUUGUGUUGGGUCCAUUGCUUUUUCUCCUCAGUCUACACCUCUCCCUAUAUUAGGGAGCUUUAGCAACGACGAAGGCGACGGCAAAGAGGACGUCAAAAAAGCAAUAGGUUUAUUACGCAAAACAACAACUUUGCACGACCAUUACGCUUUUUUGUACAUUUCUCUACCAUCCUUGCACUACUACGACAUGAAAAUGCCUAAUUGCAAGUUUUAUGGAGGACGUAAACAAGCGACGACGAAUCUCCUUUUCUCUCUCUAAACUUGAGUGCGUUCCUCAAGAAAUCAACUCCAGGGAAAUUCGCCUACACUUGCCAUUCUCAGCAAAUUGGAAUAAACGCGACAAAGAUUGAAAAAACGGGAAUUCAUUUUAAAACGGACGUUUUCGCUGCAGUUGCCGUCGUCGAUGCUAAAGCUCCCUAUAUUAUACAUAAACAUAACGUUACUUUUCAAUUUCGUGCAAGCGAUAGUCAGAUUUACAUGAAUUUUUAAACCUUCGAUUGAGAAUGGUCCUCUUGUCGAUACCGACUUUGUCACAGAAAGGGCUCAUCGUGUUGGUAGACCUCGCUCUGACUCCCGAAGCCUCGCAAAAUUGUCGCCCGGCUUCUCAAUUACAAGGAUCGUGAGGCAGUUUUCAAAGCCAAGAGGAUAGAAAGUUUAUUGUAUACACGACAUUGUUUCAUGGAUGCCAGUCAACAUGCUCAAACUAAGGCCGUAGGGUCUCCAGAUUAUCUCUUUAGUAGGGUUGCACGGUGUUCUACCAAAUCUAUUUUAACAUUUGCGUUUGAAGAUCGUGGUGUAUGGGAUAAACCAAGAACGAACAGCUGGAAAAGACACAAUUUUCCAGAACGACACUGUCUGUUCCUAUCUUUCAGCUUACCCGUUACUUCCAAGCAAAGAACAUUGCAGUGCACAUAAUAGUAAACACGAUAGGGUAAGACUUUGAAUUACUGAUGAAUUUAUAUUUUAAGGCCUCUUGUUUCUUUUUCUUGUCUGGUUUUUUUAAGCGCUGCACCUACCUUCGUAUCAUUUAUUUGGUAAUUUUUUUUUGUCUGGUUAAAGUUACGCCGAAAAAAGUCCGGAAACAGAUAGAUGAGUUGGUAGAGAACUGAAAAUUAAUUCCCUGAUUGUUAAGUGCAGCAAAAAUCAAAGAAAAAAAUUAAAAAACGUAAUAAUAAAGCAAAUAAGGAAAUAAAUAGAUAGAAAAAAAUCAACGUAAAAGAAGGAGGGGUGUUAUUUUAGUGUUUAGAAGAUAGCAGCUGUCAAGAAAGGCAAAAGGGCAUCUCAGGGCAAUUCGAUCAUAAUUCUCAGGGUUUGUGUAGGUAAUAGUAGAAUUUGUCAGAACUGAUUUGUAGUGAUAUUUGGCAUAAAUACCACGAGUGAUAUUUUGAAAUUGUUAUAUAUAUCACGAGUGGUAUUUAUGCCAAAUAUCACGACGUACAAAUCAUGCUAUUAUUUGUUUAUACUACUACCAGCAAAAAAUUUGUAAUUUUCACAUGUAUAGGUAUUUCAAAUUAAGCUGAAAUACCACUGCUCUAAGCCAAUCAAAUUGCAGAAAUUUCUCAUGUAGUAGUAUAAGCGUUGUAAUACAGUGCUGUGACAGUCAAUCUUACAACACCGUCGCGUUUUUAAAUGGAUUUCACACAAAUGAAAUACUAAGCGGGCUUACUAGAACACAGGUAUUUCAGUAGAAUCAUCUGAAAUUGAUUUUGUCGUUGUAGGUGCAUGCCAAACGGAUUAUCCUUUGUUGAAGUCGUCGUAAAGCUUGGUCCAGAGGCAGGGGUAACUGAUUCCAUCAGUUCCCUGCAAACCAGUAUCAAACAAAACGACGGUGAGCUGCAGCUUUCUAAUGGGGCUUCAGCAAAACUUAUUUCUAUAGGCAUUUUGACUCCAGGUACGUGAAGGAAUGUCCACUUUACUUGACAAUGCUAUAGAAGGUUUCGUGAAUAGAGAAAAGAUGAUCGCAGCUAAAUACUCAACUAAAUGCAGUAGCGAUCAAACUUGAAAACUUUAUAGGCUUGUCGGGAUUCUAGCCCCGACCUCUGCGAUACCGGUGCAGCGAUCUAACAAUCUUGAGCUAGCAAGCCAAUUAUAUUGGGAGCUGGUUCGUAAUUUACCUGGGAAAGAUAAUGAUGAGUACAGAAAAAAUCCUCGAGUAAGUACCACGCUUUUAAGAACCCGUUAGGCUAAAAUAUAUUUGCCAGUUAGGCCCCGUCUAUACAAGAACCUGUUUAACCUAAAAUUUGAAACAGGUUCUCAAGUUCAAAAAUUGACCAAAAAAAGUGCUGUACACUUGGGCAAAUAAAAUAAGUCAACAUUCAGGAUCUUCUCUGGAGACAUAGGUGUCUUAUCACUCCAACUGCGAUGUAAUGGUACGCAGAUUUUAUAUCCCUGAAGAAAAAUCUAAAUAACCCUAAAUACUAGUACUCUUAGCGACAAUGUAUUUUUACUUCCGAAAAUGAUAACCUCUUUAAGAGCCUAAAUGGCCUUAAUUUGUGCUAAUUACCAUUUAUGUAAGAACCUGUCUCGGCUAACCGGGGAAAAUGCGGGUUCUUACUGGCGGUACGUUUUUACUGUAUAUUAACUCUUUUAAUUUGACGGAACAAUUCAGCAACUCAUUAAUUUAUUGAAUUUUGCUGCGGUAUUUCUUAUCUGAAAUACAGUAAAUGUUUCCAGAACAAAGAAACUGCAAACAAAUCCCUGCAGAGGAUCCAUGUAGCAUAGCUCUGAUACUUUUCCACAAACAGCGGUGAUAAACAUUCAACUUGACGCUAUAAUAACGGUCAAAAGUGUUGGGACCUUUCUAGUGAUUUUAGUAAAACUAGCGACCCCUCCCCUCCCACCCCAAACAAUGUUGCGCAAAAUUGCUGAGGGAGAGUGCGAGAACAAAGGAAGGAUCAGAAAAUGUCAUUACGAGGAGCAGAGUUCUAUGUAGCGAUUACUUGUAAGGGGUUUUUCACGCAGUCCCCAGUUCUUUUGAGCUCCAUUGUCUUAAAUUGAUUUAGAGCAAUAAAAUAAAAUCUACCGUCGUCGAAAGUUGGAUUCCAGCAAAAAGGUAGUCAUUUUGUAACAGCUAACAAGGCAACAGUUAGUUUUCUACCCUCAGUUGUUUUCCGACAAUGGAGGUCAAAAGUGCUGGCACCUUUCCAGUGAUAUUAGUAAAACUAGCGACCCCUCCCCUCCCACCCCACACAAUGUUAAAUUUUGAGCAAACUGGGUGGUAAUGAGUCCUUUUUGGGGCCCAGAAUUACAGGGGGCAGUGGGGGGAUAAAGGGAUGAACCCAAAACCGAUAAAAAAUUGUCAUUAGGAGCAGAGUCCUACGCAACAAUUUCUUGGAAGGGCUAUUUUUUCUUUUGACCUCUAUUGUAGUCAAAAAGUGACCGUUACGGGAUGUUUCAGAUGUUGUCUUUUUUUAAAAUUUAAAUCUGAUAAAGCCACGAUGGCCCAGAAACAAAAGCUCUUCUUUAAAUUCCAGGUGUUUCAUACUGUCCAAGCCAUUGUGUUACUACUUUUUGUCAACCUGGAUGUGAUUCAUAUUGUUGUUCUCAGUCGACUGGUGCACAAUACCCAUCAGCUGUGAUUCAGCAGCCACGCCUUGUGUACAGCAACACUUAUCCAUUGCAACGAUGUCCUUUAGCCUGCACUAGCAACACCAACUACUGCCCGCCAUACUGCUCGGCUUCUUGCUGCAAAAGGCGUAUAAAUAUUCACAGGUUGUAAUCUCUUAUUUCAAACACUGCAAUGCAACUGUUGAUAACAAUGUUGAUGGUCUGUUAAAGUAAAUUGAAUUUGAAUCAGUUUUGUACAUUUUGAUGCGUUUUUGAUUGGAACGUCGAG
Porites lobata is the source of this 31512-nucleotide messenger RNA. NCBI's taxonomy places the organism in Eukaryota, Metazoa, Cnidaria, Anthozoa, Scleractinia, Poritidae. The record is from the annotation of a GenBank genome assembly.